GAAAUGAGAAAAUGACAAAUUAACGUCAAAUUUUUUUUCAUGAACACACCGAGAAAAUUAAUUUCUCCUAUUUUUCAUUGAAAAAUCGCAAAAAACCACCGCAAGUAGUGGCUAAAAAGGACAAAAGUGUUUCCGUGAAAGGUCCCCCUGGAAUAUUGUGUUGGAAAAUAGGCACAGGAUUUGUGGUGAAAUACAAUAAAAAGAGAAAAUGAUGGUGGAGGAUUCCACAGCUUCUGAGGCGACAAGGAGAUUGAAUGUGAAGAAGCAAACUCUGGAUGAUGCCUACGCUGUGCCCGCAAACUUCCUGGAGAUUGAUGUUGUGAAUCCCAUGACCUCCAUGACGGCGGGCAAGAAGAGGUAUACAGACUACGAAGUCCGGAUGAGGACAAAUCUGCCCGUCUUCAAAGUAAAAGAAUCCAGCGUAAGACGGCGUUACAGUGAUUUUGAAUGGCUCAGGAAUGAACUGGAGAGAGAUAGCAAGAUUGUUGUACCGCCGUUGCCUGGCAAAGCGUGGAAACGCCAAAUGCCCUUCCGCGGAGACGAUGGCCUUUUCGAUGAGAACUUCAUUGAGGAACGACGAAAAGGAUUGGAGAUUUUUAUUAAUAAAAUUGCUGGGCAUCCCUUGGCUCAGAAUGAGCGGUGUCUCCACAUGUUUCUCCAGGAGCCUACAAUUGACAAAAACUACGUCCCCGGGAAGAUUAGAAACACAUAAAAUGCAUUCAGAAAGUUGAAAUUCACCGAGAUACGUCUAAAAUUACUUUUUUUGUACGUUGUGAGCUGAGAGGAAGGAAAAUAUUACUAUAUAUAUAAAUAUUAUAAAAAAAUACAUUAAGUUUCAGGAUUAAUGUAAUUUUUUUGCAAACAGAUAAACAUGGGACAACAUUUUUCUCUUUUUUUUUCGUUUUAAGAAGUAUAAAUUCUAUUUUUCUCUAUUGGGUCAGACGUAUUUUUACUUGCAAUAUAAAAUGAUUAUAAAACAAAAGAUAUAAGAAUAUAGAUUAAAUUAUAAAGUAACAGCGAUACUGAAGAGAAAGAAAAAAAAUCAAGGAAAAUUCUAUUUUUGGAUAAAUGGAAAAAAAUAAAAUUUGUCACUAAAACGCAAGUCUAAUAUGCAAUCUCCAACAUUUAAAUUUAACAAGAAAAAAAGAAACAAAAUACUAUUAAUGGAAUGAGACAAAAGUGGUUAUAAAUAGGAAGCAUAUAGUAAAGUAAUUUUUUGGAGCACCUUUGCGAUAAGAAAAAAAACAUUUAUUUCUCAAUUUAUUAAGACAGUAAAGUUUAUUUUUUAGAAAAUAUUGUAUUAUAGGCUAUUCUUUAAAACAAAUACAAACCUUGGUGGUAAUUGAAGAAUAAAAAUUGCCAAAAUCAAUGUUCUUCUCUUUUGUUUGGUUACAGUAUAAGAACAAGAAAAAAAAUUGGGCAAUACGAAGAAACUGCUGAAAUUUUAAAUUUGGCAAAAAUGACAUGAUUUUUGAUUGAUUUGAAGAGAAUAAAAAAACGUGAGUAACAUUGUGUUGUAAAAUAAAUUCAUUAUCACUAGAAUUGUAUGUAAUAUCUGUUUCAAAUGAAAGAAAAAAAUAUUUCUUGGAAAGAUCAAUAAAAAUGUUUCAAUCAA
Messenger RNA from Lutzomyia longipalpis, 1615 nucleotides. RefSeq names its product sorting nexin-12 (gene Snx3). The record is from RefSeq and is a predicted model, not a curated record. Gene Ontology annotation, molecular function: phosphatidylinositol-3-phosphate binding. Gene Ontology annotation, cellular component: early endosome membrane; retromer complex. Gene Ontology annotation, biological process: endocytic recycling; late endosome to Golgi transport. Lineage: Eukaryota; Metazoa; Arthropoda; Insecta; Diptera; Psychodidae. The coding region runs from base 209 to 712 and encodes 167 amino acids. The transcript has 3 exons.